Messenger RNA from Cucurbita pepo subsp. pepo (vegetable marrow), 1104 nucleotides. Lineage: Eukaryota; Viridiplantae; Streptophyta; Magnoliopsida; Cucurbitales; Cucurbitaceae. The record is from RefSeq and is a predicted model, not a curated record.
AAAUCAAAACACCAUGGGUCGCUUUGGAAAGCUUGAAACUGAUGUACAUAUCAAAGCUUCAGCUUCAAAGUUCCAUGAAAUAUUGCACAAAAGAACCCACCGUAUCUCCAAUGUCUCUACCGACAAAGUGCACGGCGUUGACCUACUCGAAGGCGAAUGGGGCGAAGUUGGCUCCAUCAUCUGCUGGAGAUAUUUUCACGAUGGGAAGGCUAGAGUGACAAAGGAGAGAAUCGAAGCAGUCGACAAACAGAACAAUUCGAUCACUUUCACCGUGAUCGAGGGAGACCUUACGGAGAAAUACAAGAGCUUCAAGUUUAAUAUCCAAUGCAUUCCAAAGGAGAAGGGAAGUGUGAUUCAUUGGGUUUUAGAAUAUGAAAAGCUACAUGAUGAGAUCCCUGAUUCACAUUCUAUGCUUCAGUUUUGUGUAGAGAUGUCUAAAGACAUUGAUGCUCAUCUUAUGGAAGGCAGUGAAGAACCCUAUCAUAAUGACAUAAGUGGACAGAAAUGUGAAGCCCUCUCUAUAAAUAAGUCCAAGAAAAGACAUGUUUGGCAUUGUCUAAUCUUUCUUGGCUUAAAUCAAAACACCAUGGGUCGUUUUGGAAAGCUUGAAACUGAUGUACAUAUCAGAGCUUCAGCUUCAAAGUUGCAUGAAAUAUAUCACGAAAGAACUCAUCAUAUCUCCAAUGUCUCUACCGACAAAGUGCACGGCGUCGACCUACUCGAAGGCAAAUGGGGUGAAGUUGGCUCCAUCAUCUGCUGGAGAUAUUUUCAGGAUGGGAAGGCUAGGAUAGCAAAGGAGAAAAUCGAAGCAGUCGACAAAGAGAACAAUUUGAUCACUUUCACCGUGAUCGAGGGAGACCUUAUGGAGAAAUACAAGAGUUUCAAGUUUAAGAUGCAAUUCAUUCCAAAGGAGAAGGGAAGUGUGAUUCAUUGGGUUUUAGAAUAUGAAAAGCUGCAUGAUGACAUUCCUGAUUCACAUACUAUGCUUCAACUUUGUGUUGAUGUCGCUAAAGACAUUGAUGCUCACCUUAUGGAAGGCAGUGAAGAACCCUAGCCAUAUUGCUGCACUCAGUUAUGGGGUACUUUACGUAUAAAUAAUUUGGC